Molecule: messenger RNA, 942 nt
Organism: Talaromyces proteolyticus
Lineage: Eukaryota; Fungi; Ascomycota; Eurotiomycetes; Eurotiales; Trichocomaceae
Exons: 2
Source: RefSeq, a predicted model, not a curated record
ACGAAUUUCUAUCGAGCAAUCAUUCACAGACUACACAUCGGUCAUCUGGGUGUAUCAGGGAUCGGCCAAUCGUUUGAGGAAUCCUUCUGGGAAGCCGUUCCUCAGGUGCCUCGAGAUCCACAUAAAGCUCGCAUUGGCGAUGCAAACAACCUGGCUUACCGAUCCUUGUGUACUCGAUUCCAACCCAUAGAUAUGUAUCGUUCGGGUAAGAAUAAGAACGCCAAACAGAUAGGCUACAUUGUGCAUGCACACUGUUGGCUCCUGGUUGGCCGAUAUAUCGGAAUCGAAAUAAUUACAGAAAACCUCAAAAUAUUUGUCAAAGCCGUGGAACAAUUCUGGACGCAAAACAUACACCUGUGGAUGACGGCACCGUAUAAUAAGGAUAUUGAGCUUGUGGAAAGAAGUGAAGAUGAUGGCGACGUGGAAAGCAGCGAUGAUGACUACAUACCUGUUAGAGCAUGGCGAAAUCCAGCAAUUGUGCCCGAAAUUCAGACGAUUAUUGAACAGGCCACGAGGGUCGUCCACCAGUCACAGCCAACGACCACUAUGUCUUGGAUUCCUUUAGAUAUUGCCAUACAAGUCGUUGAGAUUACUAGGCUGGCCAGUGCCACAGACACCCAAAACAUGCUAGCUGCCUUUGGGUGGAGAUUGCCUGAUAGUUACUGGCAGAGCUGUUGUGAUAUGGAGUUGAUCUUCGAAUAUGGGGAUCUCAGGAAGUCCAAUACCGCGGUGGAUUGGCAAUUCCUCGUUCUUGAGACUGAAAAAUUAUCGGAGGAUGAUGACUGGUGUAAAAGAAGUGGGCUUAGAACUCGUCGUCGCAUUUUUCAAUUCCUCCCACAGAUUAGAAGUAUCUUCCUCGACAUGCUUGAACAGGACAGAAAGGAUCCUGGAUCUCUAAGUGGUUCUGGUGCAAGGUUUUCCCUAAGGAAACCGUUUAUCUAA